This is a messenger RNA of Acipenser ruthenus (sterlet), 1872 nucleotides long. Its product is annotated as MAM and LDL-receptor class A domain-containing protein 1-like. Lineage: Eukaryota; Metazoa; Chordata; Actinopteri; Acipenseriformes; Acipenseridae. The coding region runs from base 376 to 1836 and encodes 486 amino acids. The transcript has 8 exons. Gene Ontology annotation, cellular component: membrane. The record is from RefSeq and is a predicted model, not a curated record.
GAGCAUUUCUGGAAUCGAGCAGAAACUUCAGGUUUUCAGUAAAAGCUGGUCAGGCUUGGAUGUAAGCUUAAAAAAUGACCGCAUUUCAACAACUGCGCAGUGGACAAGGCCGUGUGCUCUUCAAGGACGUCAUGUUGCAAGUUCAAACCACGUAAUUCUCCGACCGCCCCCCCCCCGGACCCGGUUUAAUUAGGGAUUGUCUCCACCUGGUUCGGGCUCGGUAAUUGGCAGUGGGGUUCGUAUAAAUACGCUGCAGGUUGCUGAUCUGAUCUCAUAGUUUUUCUUCGAGUUUUUUUCUUUGAAGAAGGGCUUGGGGGGCGUUUGUAUAUUUGUAUUGUUUAUUUUUUUUGCUCUUCUGAUCAGCUAGCUGCUGAAAUGCGCGUUUCUAAUGGGUUGCUGUGCUGCUUUGUGCAGUUGCUGUGGCUGGUGACCGAUGGCAAGAACACUGACUCCCAUCUUUUGGUGGAAAAGUUGCUGAAAAAAUCCCAGAGGGAUGUUGUGCAGCUUGGCACCUCUCCCUCUGCGGCUACCCAAGUCUCUGCAGCCGCCAAAGAGACCACAUCUGCCUCCAGCACUCCGGUCUCCGCCUCCAGCCAAGCAAACUUGUCUACUGGUACUUCAGGACAUGACCAUACCACCCUCCAAUCCAAUGAGGUCACCCAGUCUCUGCCGCCCACCCCUUCACCUCGACCUGCCUCUCUGUUCUGUAACUUUGAGCUUGACCUGUGUGGCUGGGAGAACUGCCGCAGCGGGGACUUCAACUGGCUGUUAAGGAGGGAGAGGCCGACUGAGUUUGAGACCCACACUCUGCCUGAUGGCCAUGCCAGCUGCCGCAACUUUGCAGGGCAGUACCUGUACAUGGAGGCAGUGUUUUGCAGGGAGAGUGGUCAGACUGCAGUCCUCAUCAGCCCAGUCUUCAAGGGACCCAAGUGCCUGUCCUUCUGGUACAGUCUGAUCGGAGAUGGUGUGGAAGCUGUCACUGUAUAUGUGGCGUAUGUGAGCUCUCCAGACAGCUGGCACAAGCUGUGGUCUGCUAGAGGUGCCAUGCCCAGGAAGUGGUCAUUUCAGCAACUGGAUCUGUCUGUCAAACCCGAGGAGGAGUUCCAGAUUCUGCUGGAGGGAACCAUCAGCAACAACUACUGCGGUGACGCUGCAAUAGAUGACUUAUCGGUCUCUGAGAACCGCUGCACGUCAUUCAAGAGGCUCCACAAGCACAGGCGCCGCGAGCUGCCAGCUACCCCAGCACCUGAAGGGAGUCCCUCUGUCUCCGCUGCCCCAGUGCUGCCCCCUCCAGAGGUGCUGGAGACGCUGUUCUGUGACUUUGAGAAGGGGCUGUGCGGCUGGUCCCAGUGUACCAGUGAUGACUUUGACUGGGAGCUUCACCAAGAGAGACUGCCGCCCCUGCUCAGUGCCACGCAGCCAGACUCCCAGGGGAAGUGCCGCAACUUUGAAGGGCAGUACCUGUACAUGGAGGCAGCGUUUCCCAGGGAGAGUGGUCAGACUGCAGUCCUCGUCAGUCCAGCCUUCAAGGGACCCAAGUGCCUGUCCUUCUGGUACAGUCUGUUUGGGGAUGGUGUGGGUUCUCUCAGUGUGUACAUGCAGUAUGUGAGCACAGCUGGCAUCUGGCACAAGCUCUGGUCAGUCGGUGGGAACAAGAGCAGGAAGUGGCACCUGGCUGACCUGGAACUGUUUGUGGAUCCCAACGAGACGUUCCAGAUCAUUCUGGAGGGGACUAUUGGAAACAAUCCCUGUGGGGAUGUAGGUGUUGAUGACGUGUUUGUGACGGGACACCAUUGUGGCAAAGGAGAACAACGCGCCCCCUGCUGGAAAGACUAAAAUGUUUAACUUAAAUAAAAUCAAGUUUUAAACUAC